UCAAAAUAACCGACCCACUGAACUCGCAGUUGUUAACACAGCAGCCAGCAUUUUUAGACUUUUCUGGUGAUAGGAAAAUCUACGGGAAGAAGAUGGCGGUAAUGGGGAAGUUGAGAAUGUUCGUGGUACAGGAACCAGUCGUCGCUGCUUCUUGUCUUAUCGCUGGCUUUGGUCUCUUCCUUCCUGCGGUUGUAAGGCCUAUUCUGGACUCUUUUGAAUCAUCCAAGCAAGUCCCACAACCUGCUUUAAGCGAUGUGGUUGCUGGUAUGACUGGUAAAAAACAAGGAUAAGAUACUUGUGAGGUUUUAGUUUCAACCAGCUCUUUGUAGUGUUAUUCCAUCCCUUUUGUUGCAUCCUGAUUGGAAAUGGAAAUAAGGUCCUCUUUUUGUGGAUAACUGUUAAAUGUGUGUGCAAGAAGGGGGGAGCUCUCCCUCAUUUGUAAGCACUUGAUAUGGCCAGUGCUACAUUGAUUCAAAUAUUGAAUGACGACUUAUAACCUUAUCAAUUGCAUCUGAAAAGCUUUUUAAUUC
Messenger RNA from Nicotiana tabacum (common tobacco), 530 nucleotides. Lineage: Eukaryota; Viridiplantae; Streptophyta; Magnoliopsida; Solanales; Solanaceae. The record is from RefSeq and is a predicted model, not a curated record.